AUGCCUCUCCCGGGACACGCGCCGAAGUCGGGCGCCAUCUCGGCCGUCAACGCCGCCGCCACCUUCAGCAGCGUCGCCCGGCAGGCAAAGGCGGCGGGCAUCAACCGCGACGAGCUCCGGGAGGAGCUCGGGCGCCUCCGCAACCAGCCCGGCGCGGGGGCUGCGUCCGCCGUGGUCGCCGCGUCCACGGGCCAGCGGACGUCCGUCGAGGCCAGCUGA
Molecule: messenger RNA, 219 nt
Organism: Prorocentrum cordatum
Lineage: Eukaryota; Dinophyceae; Prorocentrales; Prorocentraceae
Source: the annotation of a GenBank genome assembly